Molecule: messenger RNA, 246 nt
Organism: Podarcis lilfordi (Lilford's wall lizard)
Lineage: Eukaryota; Metazoa; Chordata; Lepidosauria; Squamata; Lacertidae
Source: the annotation of a GenBank genome assembly
AUGAGCGGCGAACAAAAUCCUGAACGUGGAGCAUCUUCGGAGCGGCCCGACUCCGGACGGAAGAGCAGACACCUUCCCUACAUCUCAGCAGCGUGGGCGGACGCCUUGACGUCGGCGCUACCUGAUGUCGGUACGACCCAAGGGACUCUCAACGAUGUCCCAGAUGCCUUGGCUGUGCUCCUGACGCUCCACAUCCUUCAGGGUACAUACGGUACCCACAUGCGGGGACGCUGCGGCACCCAAUAA